AUGAGCUACGGGUCGAACCAGUACACGUCCUCAUCCUACAGAAGGAUAUUUGGGGAAAGCCCUCGCUUUACGGGUUCCCCGCCUAGAAUGAGCAAUGUCUCUUCAAGGAGUUCCAUGUCUUCCAGCGGUUUCAGGUCUCAGUCGGUAUCCCGCAGCAGCGCAUCUCCUCUGGCGUACUACAAGAGAUCGGGUCGGUCGUCUUCUUUCUCCCCGGUCCAUUUCGAUACCAUGGACUUCUCGCAAGCAUCCGCGGUAAACAACGAGUUCAAAAUCGUUCGAACCAAUGAAAAGGAACAACUGCAGGGUCUCAAUGACCGUUUCGCAAUGUUUAUUGAGAAAGUGCGCAAUCAGGAGCAGCAGAAUAAAGUGCUGGAAACCGAACUUAUGAGUCUGCGCCAGAGGCAGAACGAGCCGUCUAGACUUGCUGAACUCUAUCAGCAAGAGAUCAGAGAUCUGCGAGCCCAGCUGGAUGAAGUGAGCAGUGAAAAGUCCCAUAUUCUUAUUGAACGAGACGGCAUAGAGGAAGACUUGCACAAACUCAGAGGGAAGUUCGAGGACGAAAUCAGAGCACGAGAAGAGGCCGAGCAUACUCUCAGGGCGUACAAAAAGGACGUGGAUGAUGCCACGAUGGUGCGAGUGGACCUAGAGAGAAAACUCGAGUCCCUCUUGGACGAGAUCAAUUUUCUGAAGAAGGUGCAUGACGAAGAGGUGGCGGAUUUGACGAGUAUGAUCCAGGCGGCUCAGAUAUCUGUGGAAGUGGAGUUGUCUAAGCCCGAUCUCACGUCGGCCCUCAAAGAAAUCCGUGGCCAGUACGAAGUCAUUGCGUCUAAAAACCAACAGUCUGCUGAAGAAUGGUACAAAUCAAAGUUUGCCAGUCUGAACGAACAAGCCACUAAAACGAGCGAGGCUAUGAGAGCCACAAGGGAGGAGAUCAAUGACUACAGAAGACAACUGCAAUCUAAAACCAUCGAAAUUGAAACACUGAGAGGAACAAACGAAUCACUUGACCGACAGAUCCGUGAGAUGGAAGAUUCGCACAAUGCCGAGGUCGCAUGUUAUCAGGAUACAAUUGGGCAGCUGGACCUCGAUCUUAGAAACACAAAGAGUGAAAUGGCUCAUCACCUCAGAGAGUACCAGGACCUUCUGAAUGUCAAGAUGGCGCUCGACAUUGAAAUUGCAGCAUACAGGAAACUACUGGAGGGUGAAGAAACCCACUUCAGUUCCGGGGUCCAUUUCUCCAGCGCACCUAGCAUUAGUUACGGGUAUCAGAGUCCCUCCAUUACAACCUCAACUCGCAAUCCCAAGAAAGAGAAAGAGGAAGAGACACAGCCUAAAUCCAAUGCAGCUGCUAAGCGAGAUGAAAAUCCUGAGGAAACAGCUGUCAUUAAGAAGACAGUAAAAAUUGAUAAUGUUGAUGUUAAUUCCAACUAGAAUGUUGCUAUAGAUUAUGUUGUAUAUAGUUGUUUCUCUAAUAAGAAACCUGUUUAUUAUUGUGUGAUGUCAGUCUUAAUGCUUGACACAGUAACACUGCCAGUAGUUGUUUAUGGUAAAACACUUUAAUGUUACCGUGACAAUGUUUAAAACAUCACAUCUAGGAUGUGGUUUUCACAUUCCAAAACUAUUGCCUCAGAUAUGUUUUCCUUAUAGUUGUACUGUAGCUUCAGGGAUAGCAUUUUAGCAGUGUUAAAGAGCACAACCCACGAUGUGGAAAGAUAAGUGAGAUACACAAUAAAAAUUGAUUUAUUGAUUUUAGAUAGCAUGCUUGUUGGGAGCAUUAUGGCAUAUUUCUAAUAAGGGACCAAAAUUAUUGAAUCUUACAUCAACUGUACCAUAUGUAUGCCUUAACCACACCAACAGCAGUAAUUAAAAUCUCACGCUUA
This is a messenger RNA of Triplophysa dalaica, 1880 nucleotides long. RefSeq names its product internexin neuronal intermediate filament protein, alpha a (gene inaa). The transcript has 3 exons. Lineage: Eukaryota; Metazoa; Chordata; Actinopteri; Cypriniformes; Nemacheilidae. Gene Ontology annotation, biological process: intermediate filament organization. Gene Ontology annotation, molecular function: structural constituent of postsynaptic intermediate filament cytoskeleton. The record is from RefSeq and is a predicted model, not a curated record. Gene Ontology annotation, cellular component: intermediate filament; postsynaptic intermediate filament cytoskeleton; cytoplasm. Bases 1 to 1431 code for a protein of 476 amino acids.